This is a messenger RNA of Drosophila yakuba, 1960 nucleotides long. It is a transcript of the gene Ns1, whose product is annotated as guanine nucleotide-binding protein-like 3 homolog. Lineage: Eukaryota; Metazoa; Arthropoda; Insecta; Diptera; Drosophilidae. Gene Ontology annotation, molecular function: GTP binding. The transcript has 5 exons. Gene Ontology annotation, cellular component: nucleolus. The coding region runs from base 133 to 1878 and encodes 581 amino acids. The record is from RefSeq and is a predicted model, not a curated record.
CACUGGUAGUGUUGGCUAGCACGCCACAACAAGUGGGCACGCUUCGUAGUGAAUGACAAAAGAUCCAGAAGAAGACUAUCUUCACGUGUUCUUGUUUUAAGUUGGUUUUGAUUCCGGUUAUCCUCGUUUAAAAUGGCUCUAAAAAGGUUGAAGACCAAGAAAUCCAAGAGGCUGACCGGCCGCUUAAAGCACAAGAUCGAAAAGAAGGUGCGCGACCACAACAAAAAGGAACGUCGCGCAGCCAAGAAGAAUCCGAAGAAGGGUAGCAAGAAACAGAAGCUCAUCCAGAUCCCGAACAUCUGCCCCUUCAAGGAUGACAUCCUCAAGGAGGUGGAGGAGGCAAAGCAGCGCCAGGAGGCCGAGCGUUUGGCUCGCCGCGAAGCCUUUAAGGUCGAACGCGAACAGAACAAAUUCAAGACCCUGGAGUCCAUGGUCGAGGAUGCAGACAUGCGAAGCACUGUGCACGGAAUAAUGCACGAAAACGAUGCCCAGGAUCAGGACGAAAAGAAGUACAAAAACGCUGUGACCAAGGAGCAGUCGUUGAAGCAGUACUUCAAGGAAUUCCGUAAGGUAAUAGAAAACGCCGACGUUGUCCUUGAGGUGGUUGACGCACGUGACCCCCUGGGGACCCGCUGCAAUGAGGUUGAGCGUGCCGUUCGCGGUGCUCCGGGCAACAAGCGACUGGUCCUGGUGCUUAACAAGGCCGACCUGGUGCCGCGAGAGAAUCUGAACAACUGGAUCAAGUACUUCCGCCGCAGCGGACCCGUCACCGCCUUCAAGGCUUCCACACAGGAUCAGGCCAACCGUCUGGGACGCCGCAAACUGCGCGAGAUGAAGACCGAGAAGGCCAUGCAGGGUUCUGUCUGCAUUGGCGCCGAGUUGCUUAUGUCCAUGCUGGGCAACUAUUGCCGCAACAAGGGCAUCAAGACCUCGAUUCGCGUUGGCGUCGUUGGAAUUCCAAAUGUAGGCAAGAGCUCCAUCAUAAACUCGUUGACCCGCGGUAGGUCGUGCAUGGUAGGCAGCACACCAGGAGUGACCAAGUCAAUGCAGGAAGUAGAGCUGGAUUCCAAGAUCAAACUGAUUGAUUGUCCUGGAAUCGUAUUUACCAGCGGAGGUGAAAACUCUCAUGCAGUGCUGAAGAAUGCACAGCGUGUAGGUGAUGUAAAGGAUCCCUUUACCAUUGCCGAGAGCGUGUUGAAGCGUGCCAGCAAGGAAUAUUUCUGCACGAUGUACGAUAUUACAAACUACGACACAUUCGAGGAAUUCUUCGCCAAAAAGGCAGCCAGAAUGGGAAAAUUUCUUAAAAAGGGAGUGCCGGAUGUUGUGGCCGCAGCAAGAAGCGUGCUAAAUGAUUGGAACACGGGCAAAAUUAAAUACUGUACACAGCCUCCAGAAGUUAAGGAAGAACAAAGUGUGCACAUAAGUGCUUCGAUAGUACACUCAGAGGCUCGCGAGUUUGAUGUGGAAAACUUUGAGUCCAUGGAAACGGAAAUCCUAGAGCACUGCGCUGUGAAAACUGAUGACAUUAUGGAGAUAACGUCUACCGGGCCUCUAGAGAUUAGACAACCGCGUGAGGAAGCGGAACCUGCAGAUAAAAUAACUGCCAGCUUGGUCAUAGACGAGAAGGAAAAGCCCGCAAAGGGUCGGAAACGAAAGCUAGAUGAGGAAAAGGAGAAGGUUGAUCCCAGCCUGCUCUUAGAAGAAAACCAAUCCCUCAAUAAAAGCAUCAAACAACAGCAAAAGCUUAAAAAGAAACAAAAUGUCCGCAACGAGAAGAAAAUCUCCAAAAUUACAGACGUUCUGGAUAGCUUUAGCUUAGGUUCAUCCUCUUCCAAGGCAGAGAAAUACGAUUUUGAUGAGGACUAUGUGAUUGAGUAAAUUCUGCCUUAGUUUUAAUAAUUAAAUAAAUCUGUUGAUAAUACACUAUAAUAUAGAAGGGUGUAAAGUCUCUGGAAAACUA